Molecule: messenger RNA, 2232 nt
Organism: Serendipita indica DSM 11827
Lineage: Eukaryota; Fungi; Basidiomycota; Agaricomycetes; Sebacinales; Serendipitaceae
Source: the annotation of a GenBank genome assembly
AUGGCGGCGGCGCAAGUCGUCCAGCAGCCAACUCAAACUUACCUGCGAGACCAGAGGCAGAUGAACAUCACGCAGAAUGGACAUGAGAUCAGUAUCGCCGCAUUCUCUCCGUACAAGCUCACCGGACGUUCUGCAGCCUCGGGAUUCACGGAAACGUCUGCGCAUCUGCGGAAAGAAAGCAAGAUCAACGAUAAGCAAAAACCGCCAGUCGACUCGCCAGAAGGCUUGUUAUACGAGUGGUGGACAUGCUUCUGGGAGAUUUAUACUGCUCGAGUGCAACCCGAAAAGUCGGCCAAUCCCGUCGCAAAGGAGUAUGCUCAAAGGCUGCCACAUCUUCAGAAGCUCGCCGCGCAUGACCAAGGCGCUCUGGGACCUGGACCGACUCUAAGACCCAUGGGUGCUGCUCGACCACUGUAUAUGAACGGUACAGGUCCUCAUCCAGCCGCCGUCAAUGGCCAUGGUCCACCGUUUCCGGGCGGUAUACCGACUAUGAAUGGUGUUGCACCGACAGCGAACAUGGCCGGCGUUUCCGGUGCUGGUCCAACCCCGCUCCAGAAUCCUAGCCUACAACAUUUAGGACCACCUCGACCGGGCCAAACAAGGCCUUAUACAGGUCCAGGAAACCCAGGAAUGCCGUCAGGAGCGCAGUUUGCGCAUCCGGGCCAGGCCCGAAUGGUCCCAAACACGGGCCCUCAUCCACCUCUUCCACCCAAUGCGCGACCAGGCCCUGGUGGGCAAUCCAGCUCUCCGCAGAUGGCAGAUUCACAGAUGGCAGGCGCUUCGUCCAGCCCACAGCAAUCCAAUGGCAUAAACCUCGCCGACAUUCCCCCGCCACAACUCCAAGAGUAUCUUUCGCGCAUGGGCCAUCCAAUGACGAAUGACGCGAAUACACUUCCAGAACAUGUCAAGAUGCAAAUUCGUGAACUACAUGAACAAAGUGGUCGGGGAAAGAAUCCACGAGGGACAAAACGAGGAUCUCCUGGAGGAGAGGAAUCACUACCAAAGGGAGAUUCGCCAUCGGAUCGCAAGAAGCCACGCCGUGCAUCUCAAGAACCAGGAAACACUUUACCCAGCACUCCAUCUAUCACACCCGUCCAGCCGCCAGUGGGUCCGCGCCCCCUACCAUCUAACAUGAUCCCGCCAAAGGGAAAUAUACCUCCCCAUCCACAAGCUCUUCAUCCGUCUGCUCAUCAUUUGGGUGCGCCGCCUUACCCAGACCCCUUGCAAACUCCGACAAUGGCCGGACAGAUGGCUCAGCUCAUGCAGGCUCAAAACCAGAGAUUACAAUCUGCACCGCCGCCAUCCCAACAAGCAAACCAACAGUACUUUGCCUCCCUCCAACAGCAGGCAUUUACUGGUUAUAAGCCCACUCAAACCUCCAAUGGCUCAAUGCCGCCGUCAAUCCCUAAUCCUUCACAACCCCUUAAUGCGGAUCCGACCGGGCAGUUUGGGAGACCGCCUGUUGGAGGCACCAAUCUUCCCAAAGGCGCAAUGCUCCCACCUCCACUACCAAAUAACGCGUCUAUUCCCUCCCCAGCGGCGGGAGGUCAAGUCCCGUCGGCAAAGGGAACACCGAUCAUGAGCGGCGCUGUACCACGAGGGCUUGGAGGCAUAAAGGAUGAAUCCAGUCCGAGUGGCGUCGAUGGGUUCUCGCCUGAGAUGGCUCGUCCAGCGAGCAGACCCAACCCCGGCUCGACACCGCAAGCCAUGCCUUCAGCUCCGACACCUUCGGCGUCCGCUGCGGGACCAGCACCAACGACCGGGGCUCCAUCGACAAUGUCUGCACCGUCCCCGAGUCAAUUAGCCACCCCACAACAAACCAGUCGUCCGCAAAGUCAAUCACCUUCUGCCACUGCCACUGCUCGGCCUUCGACUGCUACCAUCAAUGGGGCGCCAGCCGUAGGCUCAACACCAAAUCAAAGUGCCAUGCUAGCUCGGAGCUACCCUGGUGCACCUUCGGGUCCGGGUAACACGCUAGGUGGGCCACCUACCAACCCUUCGCUCGCUCCGGGCCUACUCGGAGGUCCCUCAGUUAAUCCAGCCACAAUGGACUCCAACUCAAACGACCUGUUUGGCAUGGCACUUGGAGUGCCAUUCUCGGGCCUGGAUAUGCAAAUGAUGGGCUUUCACGAAGACUCGUUCAGCACCUUGGACUUUGGUCUCGGCAUCGGUACAGGAGAGGAUACAUACAAUAUGUUCAUCAACGACCCGGCGGAUUCGGUGACCGGUUAG